Carya illinoinensis is the source of this 2367-nucleotide messenger RNA. Its product is annotated as serine/threonine-protein kinase Aurora-1. Gene Ontology annotation, cellular component: spindle midzone; spindle pole centrosome; chromosome passenger complex. The record is from RefSeq and is a predicted model, not a curated record. Lineage: Eukaryota; Viridiplantae; Streptophyta; Magnoliopsida; Fagales; Juglandaceae. Bases 239 to 1120 code for a protein of 293 amino acids. Gene Ontology annotation, molecular function: protein kinase activity; ATP binding. The transcript has 9 exons. Gene Ontology annotation, biological process: protein phosphorylation; regulation of cytokinesis; mitotic spindle organization.
UUUUUAAGCGCCCUUUAUUAAGGACGGACCCUACUGGACGCCCCUUUCCUCUACGAAACACAGAAAAUGCCAAAAAAAAUUUGAAAAGUGUUGAGGGCGGCAUUGGACCACGUGGCGUCCCCUGCAAACUCGACCGUUGUAAUGUGCUCCUUAUUCAAGCAUGCCAGCCUUUACUUCAUAAUCUCCUUGUUUGCCAUCUCCCUCCUUGUCUCUCCCUCUGUCUAGAAUCAUCUCUCUCAUGGCGAUCGCUGCGGAGACCCAACCACAAGAGAAGGCUUCUUCAGAUGUUUCCGGAGUUGAGAAAAGAAGAUGGACACUUGAUGACUUUGACAUCGGAAAACCCCUCGGACGUGGAAAGUUUGGUCACGUCUAUUUGGCAAGAGAAAAGAGAAGCAAUCAUAUUGUGGCACUGAAAGUCCUCUUUAAGAGCCAGCUGCAACAGUCUCAGGUUGAGCAUCAGCUUCGCCGGGAAGUUGAAAUACAAAGUCAUCUACGACAUCCCAAUAUUUUACGCCUCUAUGGAUACUUCUAUGAUCAGAAAAGAGUUUAUUUGAUAUUAGAAUAUGCAGCCAAAGGUGAACUUUACAAGGAACUACAGAAGUGCAAAUACUUUAGUGAAAGACGUGCUGCUACUUAUGUUGCAUCAUUAGCCCGUGCCCUCAUAUAUUGUCAUGGAAAGCAUGUGAUACACAGAGAUAUUAAACCAGAGAACCUUUUAAUUGGUGCACAGGGUGAACUUAAAAUUGCUGAUUUUGGGUGGUCAGUGCAUACAUUCAAUCGUAGGCGAACCAUGUGUGGUACGCUGGAUUACCUCCCCCCUGAGAUGGUGGAGAGCGUGGAGCAUGAUGCAAAUGUGGAUAUUUGGAGUCUCGGUGUCCUUUGUUACGAGUUCCUUUAUGGGGUCCCUCCUUUUGAGGCUAAGGAGCACUCAGAUACAUAUAGAAGGAUUGUGCAAGUUGAUCUCAAGUUCCCUCCUAAACCAAUUGUCUCUUCUGCCGCAAAGGACCUCAUUAGUCAGAUGCUUGUCAAGGAUUCUUCUCAGCGCCUGCCACUACACAAGCUUCUUGAACAUCCAUGGAUUGUUCAGAACGCUGAGCCCUCGGGUGUAUAUAGGCUUUAAAUCCCUUGUCAGAUGUUGGUAAUUUUCUUAUCAAAGGCAUUGGCAUUCUAGCAGGUUCUUUGGAGUAGCAGAACUUUUUGAUUCUGUCUUUUGCAUUGUAUUUGUGACAUAAAACAGUUCAUAAUAUGAAUUGUUUUGGGGUAAAUAAGUAUUUUAAGCUUAUUUAUUUGAAACCUUAUUUAUUUGAAUCCUGCCAUACAAGUUCAUUGCAGUGGUCUGUUAGCUGUGCAGAAAAGAAUAUGAAUUCUCGAAUGUACUUGUUUGAGUUUUUAUUUUAAAAAAUUCUCACUAACCAAACUUCUCUCGAAUGUACUUGUUUGGCAAACAUGAUAAAUUUUCUAAAGAAUUUUAUUACUCAUUAUCCUGACACAACACACUUAUUUUAAAUUUUUUAACUUUUUUUAUUUUAUUCUUCCUAAAUUAAUUGAUUUUUCUACUCAUCAUCUAUAUACACUACAUAUUUGGUAAAAAAAAUAAAAAUUCUCAAAAUUUGUCGUAACUUCAUUCUCAAAUAUUACUCAAAUAAAAAAUAUUCUUCAAUUUCAAAUUUUUAAUUUUUUUCAUCUAAAUCAUUAUGCAAACAUAAAGUCAAUAUAACUUCUACAAAUUUUAAAAUAAAAUAAUAUUAAAAACUUACUUACAAAUAUAUUUUAUAAUUUUGUCCAUUCACUCUCACAAACUUCAAUAUAAUACUUACUUUUAUAUUAAGUUUUUCUCUCAUUUUUCAAAACUCAAUAUGCAUCUUUACUCAAACUAACAAAGUUUCAAGAUACUUUAAGCAUUCAUACAUGCCAUAAUCAUGCAUCAAGCAUAAAUAAUUUGAGUAGUCAUUAUUUAGUCAAAUACGAAUUUUUAUCACCCAAUAUUUGGGUUUUGGCAUCAAUUAAGCCUGGCUACUGUUUUUAACAGAAGAUGUUGGACCAAACAGAGUCCGCUUCUACAUUUUAUGUCAAACUGGGAAUGUCUUUAGCCAAUGACCCAUCUUUACAAUUCUCCCCGUCCAACAAUUGGGUUUGAGGUUCUUCCUCUUUCUUGACUUCAGUUACGUCUUUGGGGUCCAGAAAGCUAGGCUGGUUGGUCGAAGCAAGGAGUCUUGCCCACAUCCUAUCUGUAAUCACGACCUUGUUCUGCCUCUCAGUGACACGCUGCAUACCAAAAAAUUAGAAAAUAAGUCUAGAGAAAUUAUUGGCUUCACACUGUACAAUGAAUGAGCAAUUUGUUUGAGUUCACACUAUUUUUUAGUUUCA